Molecule: messenger RNA, 1359 nt
Organism: Emericellopsis atlantica
Lineage: Eukaryota; Fungi; Ascomycota; Sordariomycetes; Hypocreales; Bionectriaceae
Exons: 1
Coding region: 1-1359 (452 amino acids)
Molecular function (GO): protein binding
Source: RefSeq, a predicted model, not a curated record
AUGCCCGACCUGCUCGAUCUUCCGAUCGAGCUUUUGACCAUUAUUUUCGACUAUUUACGGUCAUUUCACCCAAAGCACACAUGCAAUGCGAUGCGGACUUGCCGAAUGCUGCACAGUCUGCCUGUUCCUGAUCGGCGUCUUGAGCUCGGACGUGCUCCUCGUGAUUACAUAUUGGAAAUGGACACUCUGGCCGAGCGUUUGACCAACCACAAAGAAGAGGGCCACCGCAUCACCGCACUGCGGUUUGAUAUCCACGACGACGAUCCCGAAAUAUUAGGCUCCAUUCUCGCGUUGACUCCUAAGCUUUCUUCUCUGGAGCUGGUCCAUCAUUUAAAGCGCACGCGCGAGUGGUCCAUACCCACAACGCAUAUCAUAGCAGACGUGCUUGAAAGCGGCAAAGCUCUGAGGGGGCUAACUACUUUCACACAUUGCGCUGUUCCUCCUACCUCAGAUCUGGUCGAGGACAUGCACCUUCUGUUGGAGCUGCCUGCACUGAAAAACAUCGACUUACACUUUGCAAACACGACGCGGUCGAAUUUUUCACAUGACGGUUUCCCCACGGUUAAGCUCCCUGCUACCUCAAGCGUCGUGAGUAUCACGUUGAGGAAUACGUGGUGGAGUCCUGAAACCCUCAGUAUCAUGAUCGGGUGCUGUGAGAUGCUCCAGCACGUUGGAUGGGACCCCACAAGGACUUGGGCGAUAGAGGAGUAUCGUACGCUUUUCGGGGCGCUUGAAAAUCACGCAAAAUCCAUAGAGACUCUCUCUUUUUCCGGGAAGUCACACGAAGAUGGGUUACAUGGUUUUCCACAUAUCAAUCAGUUCGCCAAGCUUGGGAAAAUAAGCGUCAAUCACCAUUUCAUUGAUCGCCUGUUUGACGACGUCCCACGAGACCUUGAGGUUCUAUACAAGCCCAAGUGCCUACACAUUGAUUUUCUCGAAGCAUUCGAACCGAACCCCAGGGAACAAGUGUUUGAGGAGAUCCACAGACUGCUCUCAAAGAUCGAUGGAAUGGGCAACUCCACGGGGAAAUACGUGCAAACAGUCGUCGUGUCCUUUUGCGCCGCCUUGUACAAGCUAGCGAAGAGGAACAUCUGGGACGAUGCCAUAACUGCUACCACAACAAGGGGACAGGACAUGGGUGUUGACUUGAAUUGGUUGUCGGAGGAGAAACCGAUGGUGCGCAACGGCAAGUUCAUUGUGUGGGAAAGGGGGUCUCGUGGUCUAGACCCGGCAAUCGUCCCACGACAAAGAUUUGAGUGCCCGGGAAUCAAAGGGGCGUGGACGUGUACACAUGUGAGGGAGACAGUAUUUUGGGUCCCUGAGGAUAGUGAGGCGACCGAUAGCGUGACUGAAGUGUAA